This is a messenger RNA of Fraxinus pennsylvanica, 1242 nucleotides long. The record is from the annotation of a GenBank genome assembly. NCBI's taxonomy places the organism in Eukaryota, Viridiplantae, Streptophyta, Magnoliopsida, Lamiales, Oleaceae.
AUGUCUGGUAGGCCAGGAUUUUAUGAAGAAGAUGAAGAAGCGACUUCAGAAGGUAUGAAUCCUUCAUCUCACUACUCUUUCUUCCCUUCAUCUUCUGAACAAAAAGGUGUUGUUCCCUACACCUACCACCGGCAAGAAGGUGAGCUCAUGCUGGACUCUUCGCCCAACAAUAAUGGAGAUGGGGAGGGGACUAAUGACUCCGAUGAUCACGUUAUUCAUCAGCGAGGAGGAGAAGGCAGUAGUAUGGCUGCUAACUCCAUCUUUAUCGGAAGAGAGCACAUGUUUGACAAGGUAGUGACACCAAGUGAUGUGGGCAAGCUCAAUCGAUUAGUCAUUCCUAAACAAUACGCGGAAAAGUAUUUCCCCUUGGAUUCAUCCACGAAUGAGAAAGGACUUCUGUUGAAUUUCGAGGAUAGAAAUGGAAAGCCAUGGAGAUUCAGAUACUCCUACUGGAACAGCAGCCAAAGCUAUGUAAUGACCAAAGGAUGGAGCCGCUUUGUUAAAGAAAAGAAGCUUGAUGCAGGUGACACAGUCUCUUUUCAGCGUGGGGUUGGUGAGUUGGGAAAGGAUCGAUUAUUCAUUGAUUGGAGGCGCCGUCCAGAUAUGCUUGCGCUUUCUCCUCCUAUUCCUCCUCUCUCAGUUCCACAUCAAUUCUCUUUCCAGAGGACUCUUCACCCUUGGAAUCAUCCAUAUUUGUCACAAGGGCAACUAUUGACCAGGGAUUAUUCACACUUGAUGCCACCCAACGCCAAUACUCAUCAAUCUCAUCCCAAUUAUACUUAUGGAUAUGGUAAUGAACCUUACGGCUGCAGUACUAAUGUUAUAACCGGAAACCCUUGUUCGGCAGGCUCGAUAGUCUAUGUUAGAUCGGCUGCCGGGGCUGGAGCUGGAACUGGAGCAUUAGCUCCACAUCAGCUCGGAAAGGUGCAGAUGCAAAGGGUAGGUGGGGUUGGGGUUGAGCAAAUGGUGUUUGAAUCGGUGCCGGUGGUCCAAGGGAAGGCUACAGCAAAGCGAUUCAGGCUGUUUGGUGUGAACAUGGAGUGUCCCAUUUCGGAGUCAGAUGAAUGUGAUAUAUUGUCUUCCACAACUGUAACUCAUUCAGCAAUGGAACUUCAGCCUCCCACUUUUGAUUCUUCUUCAUUUCCUAAUUCAUUUUCUUCCCAGAAGUCAAGGCCCCAAACUAUGCCCUCGGACCUGCGCAACAAGGGCAAGGGUUCUAUGUCUUUGGAUUUAGACAUCUGA